Messenger RNA from Triplophysa rosa, 5130 nucleotides. RefSeq names its product L1 cell adhesion molecule, paralog a (gene l1cama). Gene Ontology annotation, molecular function: cell-cell adhesion mediator activity. Gene Ontology annotation, biological process: axon guidance; brain development; cell-cell adhesion. NCBI's taxonomy places the organism in Eukaryota, Metazoa, Chordata, Actinopteri, Cypriniformes, Nemacheilidae. Gene Ontology annotation, cellular component: axon; plasma membrane. Bases 325 to 4155 code for a protein of 1276 amino acids. The transcript has 29 exons. The record is from RefSeq and is a predicted model, not a curated record.
AGCCAAUCGGAGGCGGGGAGAGGGAGCCUGAGAGGGUGUGUUUUCCUCGCACUGCAGCAUCAGCAGUGAAGGGAGGCCACAAUCAAUCUGACACAGAGCAAGAGACACAAGAACCUUCAGUGAGUGACGCAAGAAAACGGCAGACGUUCAGAAGGUCCAGAGGAGGACAGAAACCUGAAGCCGUUUAGGACCUGCAGAGGAGGUUGUGGACCUGACCGAUAGAGAGGGAAAACAAACCGAGUGAGGAUUGGACGAUUGCUUUUCUCUGAGUGGGAUUAUCUGCGGUUUCCCAGCCGGUUGUGUUUGUGCCUGCAAGCAGGUGCAAUGCCUGCCCCAUCACCACAGCAGGUGGGCAGCAGGGGGCGAUGCAUCGCUCUCCUGCACCCUCUGCUAUCUCUCCUCCUGAUAGCUUUGGCAACCAGGCCUGGUCAAGCCACCAUCAAUAUACCAUCCAAAUACAAAAUAAAAGACUUAAAAAGCCCCCCAGUAAUUACAGCCCAACCAAAAUCUGUUACCACCUUUUCUGCGGAUGACAUCACACUCACCUGUGAGGCAACUGGGAAUCCCCCACCCACGUUCCGAUGGGUAAAAGAUGGUGUGGAGUUCGACCCAUCCAAAGACCCGCAUCUGUCGGUGUCCAGAGAUUCUGGAACCUUUACGUUGACAGCCAAGGAUGGACCAAUCCACCAAUACCGGGGCAGAUAUAACUGCUACGCGUCCAAUGAACUCGGCACGGCUGUGUCUAAUGAGGCUCGUAUUGUCACAGAGAACACGCCCAGCCAACAGAAGGAAAAGAAGGUGUCAAAGAAAGUGGAGGAAGGAGAGAGUGUGGUGCUUCCCUGCUUUUCUCCUAACAGCACAGUGGCUCCAGUAAUCCACUGGAUGGACAAGAGGCUGCGGCACAUUCAGCAGAAUGAGCGUGUGAUUCAGGGCCUUGAUGGGAACCUGUACUUCUCUCAUGUGACUGUGGCAGACAACCGUGAAGACUACACCUGCAACACUCAGUUCCCCAGCGCCCGUAUCAUCAUGCUCAAGGACCCCAUCAAACUGACUGUGGUCCCCUCUAACUCAGUGGUGCGUAACAGAAGGCCACAAAUGCUGCGACCCACCGGCUCCCGCAGCAGCUACCUGGUGCUCAGCGGCCAAACCCUGGAGCUGGAGUGCAUCGUUCAGGGCCUACCUUCUCCCAAAAUUCAGUGGAUCAGGAUCGAUGGAGCCCUGUCCGAGUCACGUUCUUCCAAAGACAGCUUUGACAGAAUUCUGCGCUUCAAGAACAUCAAUGAGUCUGACAGCGGCGAGUAUCAAUGUACCGCCACCAACGUGCAAGGCAUCGCCACUCAUACCUACAGCAUCACUGUGGAAGCUGCUCCAUAUUGGAUCAAAGAACCAAAGAGCCAGUUGUAUGCACCUGGAGAAACAGUCAAACUGGAAUGCAUGGCUGACGGCAUUCCCAGCCCAGCGGUCACCUGGAGCAUCAAUGGGAAUCCUCUUUCUGACAUAGACCCAGACCCCAGACGCACAGUGAAGCACGGCACACUUACCAUGAAGAAUGUGGAACGGAGUGACACCGCUGUGUAUCAGUGCAACGCUGCCAAUAAGCACGGAACGAUUCUCAUCAAUGCCUACGUCUAUGUUAUAGAACUGCCUCCCCAGAUCCUGACAGAAGAUGGUCUCAUGUACUCAGUGGCAGAAGGACAGAAGAUUGAGCUGGCUUGCGAGACCUUUGGCUCCCCAUGGCCCAGUGUCACAUGGGAGGGGGAGUCCUGGGGUUCUCUGAUCGCCAAUCCCAGGAUGAUUCAGAUAUCUGAUGGCUCUCUGCAGAUCAACAACGCUUCCCUCAAUGACAGCGGCCAGUACACGUGCACAGUCAAAAAUGACAAAAUCACCAUCACCGCUGAGCUGGAUGUACUCAACAAAACAGUCAUUGUGAAGCCUCCGAUAGCUCUGAGAAUCCAGUUAGGGAAACCAGCUACCCUUACCUGUGAGUAUCAGGUAGACUCCAGACAGGACACUCCUCAGGUCCAGUGGAGGAAGAACAACCAGAAGCUCUCAGAGUCUGUUGAUUCCGACAAGUACAUGAUGGAUGAGUCCACGCUCAUAAUUCCUGAGGUGGAGGAAGAGGAUGAAGGGAUUUAUACCUGUGAGAUCAUUACCACUCUGGAUGUGGCUGAAGCGAGCGGCUCCAUUACUAUCGUUGACCGACCUGAUCCCCCGACCCAAGUGCAGAUGGUUGAUCCGGAAGAUCGCCGUGUUACCCUCAGCUGGACACCUGGAGAUGAUCACAACAGCCCUGUGCUAGAGUAUUUGAUUGAGUUUGAGGAGAUUGGAUCUGAAAGAAAUGAAUGGGAGGAACUGGUCCGUGUCUUGGGCAGCAAGCGGCGAGCUGUUCUUCCCCUGAAGCCUUUUAUUUCCUAUCGUUUUCGGGUCAUUGCAAUCAACGACAUUGGCAAGAGUGACCCAAGCAUGCAGACUGACCCCUACCACACACCAGCAGCUCCUCCAGACAUCAACCCUGAAGGUGUGCAAAGCGAUUCCAUCGAACCAGACACCCUUGUCAUCACAUGGAAGGAGUUGGACAGACAAAGUUCCAAUGGACCAGGUUUUCGCUAUAAGGUGAUGUGGAGAAAGGCUGUGGGCAGCGGCCCCUCAUUUCACAUGAACACCACCACCUCCACACCCUUCAUCGUCACAGAUGUUGGCAACUUUACAGCUUUUGAAAUUAAAGUGCAAGCUGUCAAUGACAUGGGAGAUGGUCCAGAUCCCAAAUCCACCAUCGGAUACUCUGGAGAGGACUACCCUCUCGAGUCCCCUCUGGAUGUGGGCGUGGAUUUGAUUAACAGCACAGCUAUUAAAGUGACGUGGGCACCUGUGAACAAAGAAACUGUGAGGGGUCUUCUGCAGGGAUACAAGAUCUAUCUCAUGCACUAUGGCCCUGAAAGCAGACACCUUCGACGAGAGCGUGUUAGGGAGGGAAAGCCGACCAAUGUCUCAGUUGUGCUGACGACAAACACAAAGAAGACUCUGGGAGAUCUACAGCCCUACUCGCACUACGCCCUGAGUGUCAGUGCCUUCAACAAUAAAGGAGAAGGACCCCAGUCGGAACCCCUCACUUUCCACACGCCGGAGGGAGUACCUGGUCCUCCAUCAUCUCUGCUGCUGGAUAGCCCAUCAGAAACAGAAAUUACCCUGCAUUGGACUCCGCCUACCCAGCCAAACGGAGUUCUGAUUGGAUAUGUACUGCAGUAUCAACAAAUUGGCAAUAAAGACAGUCCUAUGCAGGAGGAAAUGAUUGAUGGACACAGUGCAUCGAACUUCACCUUAAAGAAGCUUGACCGUCACAGUCGGUACCGAUUCUACCUGCAGGGGCGCACCGCUCCUGGACAAGGCCUGUCAAUCAUCAGAGAGGGUGCCACCACACUGGACGGAGGUCCCCCCUCCAACAUUAGCUUUUCGAUCGGAGAGUCAUCAGUCAACCUGACCUGGGCGCCGAAAGAAAGACAGAGGAACGUUGCUUUCCUUAUUGAGUACCUGAAAAAGGAUGGUUGGAGCAAAUGGAAGACUUCAGAAAGAGUGAACACCUCUCAGUCUUUCUACACACUACAGGGGCUCCAGCCCGGAUCCCAGUAUAGUCUGCGCUUUAACUUCAGCAACAACACUUUCUAUAAAACUGAGAUUGUGACGGGAGGAGCAAGAGUCAUGGAGGUGCGAGGUGGAUUUGUCACUGAAGGCUGGUUCAUUGGACUCAUCAGUGCACUUGUGCUGUUGCUGCUGAUACUGCUUAUUCUCUGCUUUAUAAAACGGAGCAAAGGUGGAAAAUACUCAGUCAAAGAAAAAGAGGACGGCCAGAUAGACUCGGAAGCUCGGCCAAUGAAUAACGAAGCAUUUGGAGAAUACAGAUCUCUGGACAGUGAUAAUGAGGAAAAGCGGACAGCCAGUCAGCCGUCCCUGUGCGAGGACAGUAAGAUGUGCACCGAUGAUGCUCAGGAUGACUAUGGAAACAGCAACAGCGUGCAGACUGAGGUCAUCAUGGAUGAGUCACUGGCCAGUCAGAGCAGCGGAGUCCGAGAUCCCGGGACUCAGGAAAGUUCCCCUUUAAAUCCUGCCACAGCUAUGUCCCACCACGGCCUGCCCAACUCCGCCGCCCUCCUUGACUAACCGGGCGAGCUCAAGACCAAACAUGGAUUCACAUGUGCCCACUUGUUGCAACCCUUCAUGAUUGACCAAACCAUCAACAGCCCAUAACUGAGACCUUGACACCAAACAGAUGCCAAGAAAACACACCAGAUGCACUGCUGGGACUUACUUCAGACACAAUUUGGACCAACACAACUUUUAACAGAGCCAGAAGGAAGCAUUCACUUGACAUGAAACACAUAUAUGGACUGCCGUGCUCCUUGUUUACAGAUGUUAUCAUUCGUUUUUUGAUAGUUCUAUAAAUGACAAGAACAUACCGUGUAACUUCCAGAAAGGACUUCUUUGAUAAUCCAGUGAAGCAAAUGUUAAGCUCCUGUGGCGGAUACUGAAUCAAAUGUAGUUGGAUUUACCUGUAAGCCGAUACGAAGUGUUGUGAAAGAAGUUUGAGGGCCUUAAAUUUGUCAUUAAGUGUGUUGUGUAAGCAUAUAGAUGACAGAUGAAGCUGGAAAUUGGUUACAAAAUCUAAUCAAUUUAUCAUUUUUUGUGCGUCUUAACCAUUUUAUUUAAUUUUUGUAAGAAUCGUUAUUAUUGCCGUGAUUGACAUAACUUGCCUGCGUCAUGUUUUGUUACCAUUUUGAUUGUUUUUAUUUAUCAUUUUUAUGUUAUGGCAUUUAUACAUGAUUCAUUUGUCAAAAUGCGUUUUAAUAGAAGAUACAUAUCUGCAUCCCCUCAGUUACAAUUUCAGAGUUCCGUUGUGUAAAUAUAUACGAUGCAAUGAUUCUACGACUUCAGAUCGUUUAUAGCAAAUUGUACAUAUAAGCAUCUAUCAAUUUAGCCAAAUACAGUAUUAUACUCUCAUCUCCAUUGGUGUGCCUGCCUACAAAAACAUACUCCACCACCAUCUCUAAGCAUUUUGGAUUACUCCUCUGUGUAUAUGUCCGUGUCUUUCAUUUUUUUGUUAUUUCGCAGUGUAUUAAACUGUUUUGACGGACUCUC